GGCAGCUUUCAGGCUUUAGAAUUUCCUGCAGAAUGCAAACAAUAUGAAUUUUCUGGUUGAAUGCUAGUUGCGAUAACCUAACCCUCCUGCCGACGGCGUAGCAGGAGGGUUACGUUAUCGCAGCUAGUUGAAUGCAGCUAGUUGAAUGCAGUACUUAAGCAUUGCACUUCGUUUGUUGUUGACACAUUAUAACUUGUACAACUGUUUGUGUUGAGUGAGUUGGGUCUACUGAGUUUGGUGCCAUGGCGAGUUUGAUCUUCAAAGCUGUCCUCUUCGCAUUUGUUGCACUUUUGUUUCAUCGAAUCCUAAAAGUUGUUAUUGUGAUGGGAUUCCACAGGCAUAUGUUUAAUCAUUACCCGGGUCCGUGUCGCAUCGUUCCUGGCAUAGACGUUGGCUCGGAAGACAUCAUAACUCUGUCCAAUGGAUUGGCGAUAAUAACUUCAGGCAUCUCAAUGAAUGAGGAAGAGGUUUGGUCAAUCCAAGGUCGCAUUUUCACCUUUGACUUUAAGCAACCAGACAUGAAUGUAAAGGAGGUGAACAUCAUUAGUGAGUCUCUCAACAAGACGUUACUGAACCCAAUAGGAAUCAGUGUAUGGGAGGAUCCUGCGACUGAUAAAGUCACUGUCUUUUUGGUGAACCGGGCUCUACCUCCAAUGACGUCAUCUAUCGAAGUUUUUCACUUCGGGCAAAAAUCCAACUCACUGCAUCACACUAAGACAAUCAUCAGCGAGAACAUAUACAGCCCUAAUAAUAUCGUAGCCAUGAGUGCCGACACAUUUUACGUCACCAAUGACGUCCGUUUCGGUCGACUGGCAGCGCUUGAGGUCUACCUGAAUUUGCCCACUGGGACGGUGGCUUAUUACGAUGGUAACGAGGCAGCGGUAGUGGCAACUGGUUUCGUAAUGUCCAACGGAAUCAACCGCUCCCUAAAUCGAAAGUACAUUUACGUUUCCGGGUUAAUGGAUACACAGAUACAUAUUCUAAAGCGAAUGGAGGAUAAUUUUCUUCAACCACUGAAGAAAAUUGCUAUGUACACAUCUGUUGACAACAUCAACGUGGACGAUAAGGGAAACUUGUGGGUGGGGUGCCACUACCUGCCGUAUACCCUCAAGUUAGGAGAUCCCAACAGGUCAACAGGAACUACUCAAGUUUUACGGGUGCAUCUCGACCAGUAUCUGAACCCAUCCGUCAGGGAGGUUUUAGCGGAUGACGGUGGGGUGCUGAGAGGCUCAAGUGUAGCCAGCGUGUACGGAGAGAAAAUGCUCGUUGGGACUGUUACUAGUCAAAUGCUGUACUGUGAACUUCAAGCAUAUUGAAUCUUCAAGCAUAUUGAAUGCUCGCAAAGCAUUUGUAGUCUUUAUUUCAAAACUUUAUCCUUCACUUUUCGAGAUGAAUCUGAAGGUGUCUUCAUUUGGCCUUCAACUGACAGCUUUAUUUUUUUGACAAACGUCUCUGUAGACUCUUAAGAUAAAUACAGGGUGUUUUAAAAAAAAAGUAUACAUUUAGAAAAAUUGUAUCCCAAUUGAUCUUUUUAUAAGUUUACAAAAAUUUGGCACUAAGAAUUGGUGGACCAAGGUCAUAGCUUUUAAAUUUGCUGUUCCGCAUGAAUGAGCACUAGCUAAUUACUUUUGUCAGAUUUUAAUUGGCUUGCGCACAAAAGUGAAAGGAUUUUAACCGAAUCAAACACCUUUGUAGGGAAGGUGGGGUAUGUGCUUUGCUGCUCACAAAUUUUCAAUGAUGUGACAUGACACAAUGUCAAGCUUUGGUAUACAACUGCCAGUCAUCUCUGUGCAUUUCAACAUUAAUGCACUGAAUUAAGUACUUUUGUAACAUGGUUUGUCCACCGUAGACACACCACAACAGAGAUCCUCUCUGGUAUCAGAGUACCAUUAUAAUAACAGCGUCUCUACAAACAUUCGCUGUUCAACACGAGUAACACUUUACAAAAAUGUUGUAAAGUACCAGGCUACUAGGGCAAGUCGGAAUCUGACAAAAAACGAUCUGGCCGACCAAGGACUGGUCGAUCUGCUGCAAACAUCCAAUGUUGCAUUUCUCAUGAUGAUUUCAAUUUGGUCUGCGUCCGAACUUGGUAGGCUCAUGGAGGACUGAGGGUUCAUCCGAUUUCUUAGCAAAUUUGUGAGCAACAAAGCACAUGCCUCACCUUCCCUACUACGGUGUUUGAUUCUGUUAAAAUCCGCCAAUUAAAAUCUGACAAAAGUAAUUAGCUAGUGCUCAUUCAUGCGGAACAGCUGAGGAUCGAUUUGGUAGAAAUUAAAAAGCUAUGACCUUGAUUCACCAAUACUUAGUGUCAGAUUUUUUGGAAACUUAAAAAAAAUCCAUUUUGGGACACAUUUUUCUA
Molecule: messenger RNA, 2359 nt
Organism: Asterias rubens (European starfish)
Lineage: Eukaryota; Metazoa; Echinodermata; Asteroidea; Forcipulatida; Asteriidae
Product: serum paraoxonase/arylesterase 2-like
Exons: 9
Coding region: 243-1316 (357 amino acids)
Molecular function (GO): arylesterase activity
Source: RefSeq, a predicted model, not a curated record